AUGGCCCAUUCAAAAGAAUAUAACAACGAAGAGCUAAACUAUUUCAGAAUUUGUUAUGUAACAACUAGCAUACUAACGGAGGGCCUGAGGGUAAUUUUUAAACAAGAAUGGGACAAACAGUACAAAUCAACUCCAUUCGGAGAAUGGAAAGAUGACCUGCAAAAUGGAGUGGACUUUUAUAACGCGGAGUCUCCAAGAAACAGGAAGAGAAAUGCUCACCUCUUGACUACCAUGAAAAACGGAGAUAGAGGGGAAUGGGAUUGUACAAUGCUAUUUUACGCCCUUCUUUUCUCAGACUGUGUCGGGCCUAGCCUUAAUGCAACGGUCCGGAAUACUUUAGAUGAUCUUAGAAUAUUUAGAAACGAGGAAUUUGCUCACAUACGACAAGGAAAUCUCUCUGAUAAGGAUUUUCACACUGCCAUUAGCAAAGUUCAUGCUGCGUUUCAAGCGCUUGGUCUUCCUACGGUGCAAAUUCAAGAUAUAAAAAUUCAGAAAACGUUCCCGACGGAAGACUUACGAAAAAUCCUGAAAGAAGUUGAAGAACUGAAACAGGAACUUCAAGAAAAGGAAGAUCAGCUUCAAGAAAAAGAGGAUCAAAGAAGUGUUCUUGAACAUCAGCUCAUGAACGAUGCACCUUCUUUCUGUAUUCUCCCGCCUAAACCUUCUCACGACAUUGGGGUUCGUGAGCGUGAGGUUGGUAAGCUAACGCAACAGUUGAGGGAACUAAAGGAGGCUAAUGAUAAUAGACUGAGUAUUCUGUACCUCUCAGGGAAUCCUGGAAGUGGAAAAUCGCAGCUUGCCGGCCUUGUUGCCAGGAAGUUCUUCGAAGAAAGCAAAGAAGUGCCAGACGCUUCUUCAUUUGUAAUGACCGUGAAUGCCGCCAGUCCAGAUUCACUUCUAGAGUCAUAUACCUCCUUUGCUCGCCAGCUUAAGUGCCCGGAUUAUUCGGUUGUACGAAUCGUCAGCUCUAGAGAGUGGACGAUUGAGGAAAAGAUCGCUAACCUCAAGAUGCUCAUUAGCGCGAAAAUCAACCUCUACACGUCGUGGCUACUAGUGGUUGACAACGUUACUUGCGUCUCUUCUAUCACUGAUUCUCUGCCAAAGUCUGGAAACGACGCUUGGGUAAAGGGUCAGUUGCUAAUCACAACACAAGAUGCAGCAUCUAUCCCCUUGACAACCACUUUCAUCAAUCACAUCUCAGUAAGCAAAGGUAUGGAGCCCGAAGAUGCCAGUUUCUUAUUGGCCAAACUUUCUGGGAUCACCGACGUUGAGAUGGAGGGAAAAGUUGCAGAAAAACUGGACUAUCAGCCUCUUUCUUUAGCAAGCGCUGCUAUCUAUGUGAAAGAGAUUCGUCAAGCAGGAAAUAAAAGAAAUUUUGGCUGGAAAGAACUCCUAAAGAAAUUAGAAGAAGGCAAACGAAACACUACGGAGAAAACUCUUGCUGAAACCAACCCAGUUUACCCAAACACCAUGACUAGAGCAAUAACUUUAGCCGUCAAAACACAAAUUAACUCAAAUGAGACUCUUAAACACUUGUUCAAUUUCUUCUCUCAAUGUGCACCACAACCAUUAAAUCUGAGCAUAGCAAUCGAUUACAUUAAGAGAGUACACGAAAUGGACAAUGACCAGAUUUCUUUGAGAAUCAGAAGGUGCUCACUGCUGCUUUUAGAAGAUUAUGAGAAUAGCAUUUUCAUUCGAGUACAUCAGGUUGUGUACGAUGCUGUCAAGUCAUUACUGACAGACUAUAAAGAGAGCCAACAAUCAGAGGUUAUUAACAGAGCUAUUGAAGUAUUCAACCAAUUUCUAGUCGAUAUCUCAUUAUCAGAGAUAGAGGCACUCGACACAAUACACAUCGUGCCGCAUUUAAAAGUCUUAUCUCAUAAUGUGUUUAAGGAAGAAAAUUUAUGUCGAGUUUAUGAUGAAAGCAUUUUAAAAGCAUUUGCAAAUUUUGGCCAGACUUGCAGAGCGCACUGUGAAUUCAACGUGGCAAAAAGAUGCUUUAAACGAUUGGUCGCGGUUGAGAUGCGAGAGCUAGGCGCCGAACACGUUAAUGUUGCAGGGACCUACAAUGAUUUAGGUGACAUUCACUAUGACUUAAGUGACUUUCAGUUAGCCAAAGAGUGUUAUCAACACGCUUUGGCCAUACGCCUUAAAAAUCUUGGCGCCGAACAUGUUGAUGUUGCAACCACCUACGAUAAUUUAGGUUCAAUUCACAGCCAGCUAGGUGACUUCGAGCAAGCCAAGGAGUAUCAUCAACGUGCUUUAGCCAUUUAUCUUGAAAAGCUUGGCACCGAACAUGUUGAUGUCGCAACUACCUACAAUAACUUAGGUGAAAUUCACAGGCAGCUGGGGAACUUCGAACAAGCAAAGGAGUAUCAUCAACGUGCCUUAGCUAUUGAUCUUGAAAAGCUGGGUGAUAAACAUGUUUAUGUUGCAACCACUUACAGUAACUUAGGUGUGAUUCACAGUCACCUAGGAGAAUUUAAGCAAGCCAAGGAACAUCAUCAACAUGCUUUAGCAAUCCGCCUCGAGAAGCAAGGAUCCGAACAUGUUGAUAUUGCAACCACCUACAAUAACUUAGGUAUAAUUCACAGCCACCUAGGAGAAUUUGAGCAAGCCAAGGAAUAUCACCAACGAGCUUUAGCCAUCUGCCUCAAGAAACAAGGAGCCGAACACGUUGAUGUUGCAACCACCUACAAUAACUUAGGUUCAAUUCAUAGGUACCUAGGUGACUUUGAGCAAGCCAAGGAAUAUCAUCUACGUGCUUUAGCCAUCGAUGUUAAGAAGCUUGGAGCCAAACAUGUUUAUGUUGCAACCACCUACAAUAACUUAGGUUCAAUUUACAGCAAGCUAGGCAAGUUUGAGCAAGCUAAGGAGUACCAUCAGCGUGCUUUAAACAUUGAUCUUGAAACUCUUGGCGCCGAACAUGUUGAUAUUGCAACCACCUACAAUAACUUAGGUGUAAUUCACAGCCAUCAAGGCGAGUUUGAGCAAGCUAAGGAAUACCAUCAACUCGCUUUAGCCAUCCGCCUUAAGAAGCUUGGCGCGGAACAUGUUGAUACUGCGAAUACCUACAAUAACUUAGGUGAAAUUCAGAGGCAGCUGGGCGACUUUGAACAAGCGAAGGAGUACCAUCAACGUGCUUUAGCCAUCCGCCUGGAAAAGCUCGGUGAUGAGCAUGUUGAUGUUGCAGCCACCUACAAUAAGUUAGGAAUAACUGACAGGCAGCUAGGUAACUUUGAGCAAGCCAAGGAGUAUCAUCAACGUUCUUUGCGCAUCCGUCUUGAGAAUCUCGGCGACGAACAUGUUGACGUUGCAACCAGUUACAACGAUCUAGGGGUUAUUCACAGGAGGCUAGGCUAUUUUAAGCAAGCCAAGGAGUUUCAUCAACGCGCUUUAGGCAUACGUCUGAAGAGGCUCGGUGAUGAACAUGUCGAUGUUGCAACCACUUACAGUGACUUAGGUGAAUUGCAGAGGCAGCUAGGCGACUUUAAGCAAGCCAAGGAGUACUAUCAGCUUGCCUUAGGCAUCCGUCUUGAGAAGCUCGGCGACGAACAUGUUGAUGUUGCAGCUAGUUACAAUAACCUAGGGGUAAUUCACAGGCAGCUAGGCCAUUUUGAGCAAGCCAAGGAGUUUCAUCAAAGGGCUUUAGAAAUACUUGUAAAGAAGCUCGGCGAUAAACAUGUUGAUGUUGCAACCACCCAGAUUGACUUAGGUUUAAUUUACAGGCAACUAGGCGACUUUGAGCAAGCAAAGGAGCAUCAUGAGUGUACCUUAGCCAGCCACGAGAAGUUCGACGGCGAACACUGA
This is a messenger RNA of Porites evermanni, 3810 nucleotides long. Lineage: Eukaryota; Metazoa; Cnidaria; Anthozoa; Scleractinia; Poritidae. The record is from the annotation of a GenBank genome assembly.